AGUUUACAUGUUUCAUGUUCUGUAGAUGCAUCGCGUCGAGUUCUAUGAGUUACUUUUCUCUUCAUAGUUGGUAACUAUAUCUGCGUGCGCAGGACAUGUACAACAAAUUUCUCCAUGCUUCUGAAAUCUUGGCAUUGUAGUUUUAUUUGCGUUAUAUGUUUAUUAAAGUUGGUAAAUUUCUUUUUAUAUUUGAGUAAAUAUAUAAACUAUUAAAAAAUGUUAGUUUUAUUUGAAACUGCUGCGGGCUACGCUUUAUUCAAGCUUUUAAAUGAAAAGAAACUUAAAGAGACAGAUAAUUUAUAUCGAGACUUCGAGACACCCGAAUCUGCAGGAAAAAUUAUUAAACUUAAACAUUUCGAAAAAUUUGCGGAUACUACAGAAGCUCUAGCUGCUACAACAGCUGCAGUUGAAGGAAAAGUUUCAAAAAGUCUGAAGAAACUUCUAAAGAAGCACCUGGACAAAGAUUUACAAGAACAACUUUUAGUAUCUGAUGCUAAGUUAGGAUCUGCAAUUAAAGAAAAAUUUAGUUUACAAUGUCUCUCCAAUACAGCAGUACAAGAAUUAAUGCGAUGUAUUCGUUCACAAUUGGACAGUUUGAUAUCAGGAUUGCCAAAAAAAGAAAUGACUGCUAUGUCUUUAGGUUUAGCCCAUUCAUUGUCUAGGUACAAAUUGAAGUUUUCACCAGAUAAGGUUGAUACAAUGAUUGUUCAAGCAGUUUCUUUAUUAGAUGAUUUAGAUAAAGAAUUGAAUAAUUAUAUAAUGAGAUGUAGAGAAUGGUAUGGAUGGCACUUUCCUGAACUUGGAAAGAUAAUCACAGAUAAUAUUGCAUUUGCUAAGACAGUAAAGGUUAUUGGUACCAGAGAAAAUACAGCCACUUCAGAUUUAUCUGAUGUUUUACCUGAAGAAGUUGAGGAAAAGGUAAAAGAAGCUGCUGAAAUUUCUAUGGGUACUGAGAUUUCAGAAGAGGACAUCAUAAAUAUUCAACAUUUGUGUGAUCAAGUUAUAGAUAUAACAAAUUACAGGACUCAACUAUAUGACUAUCUAAAAGCUAGAAUGAUGGCUAUGGCUCCAAAUCUUACUGUUCUUGUAGGAGAAUUAGUUGGGGCUAGGCUUAUAUCCCAUGCAGGAUCUUUGAUUAACUUAGCAAAACAUCCCGCUUCUACAGUUCAAAUACUUGGAGCUGAGAAAGCAUUAUUCCGUGCAUUAAAGACUAAAAAAGAUACACCUAAGUACGGUUUGAUAUAUCAUUCUCAAUUGGUGGGACAGUCCAGUACCAAGAAUAAGGGUAAGAUGUCUCGGAUGCUCGCUGCUAAAGCUUCUUUAGCUACACGUGUAGAUGCUCUUGGUGAAGAUGGCUCAUUCACUCUUGGUGCUGAGCAUAAAGUAAAAUUAGAAGCUAGAUUGAGGGUUCUUGAAGAGGGAAAUAUCAAAAGAAUUAGUGGUACUGGUAAAGCUAAAGCAAAAUUUGAGAAAUACCAUGGAAUUAGCGAAAUAAAACAGUAUCCAGAUGCAGCAGAUUCAACGUUACCUUCAAUUGGUAAAAGGAAAAGGUCUGAAUCAGAAGGAGUAAAGGAAGAAAGUUCACAAGAGAAUUCUACUACUCCUGGAUCCUCGAAGAAAAAGAAGAUUAAAAUUGCAGUUGAACAAGAAACAGUUAAUAUUCAAGAAAGUGAACAAUCGUUGCCCAAAAAGAAAAAGAAGAAGCAUGAAAAAUUAGAUGAGAGUGUUAAGGAAGAAAUUGAAGAAGAGACAAUAAAUGAAGCGACACCUAGUAAGAAAAAGAAGAAAAAAGUUAAACAGGAAAUAGAAGAACCUCAAGUAGAGGCAGAGGAACAGACAUCCGAAAAAAAGAAAAAAAAGAAGAAGCAGAAACAAAGUGAGAGUGAAUAAAAUUGAUAUUUUUAUAAUGUAUAUAAAAAGUGGAAGGAUCACGCUGGUAGAGUGUUUAUCAUUAAGUGUUGUUAUUAUUUGACUUUGUUGGAUUUUUUUUAUAAAAUCGAUAAAUAUAUUUGAGAUAUUAUGAUUAACUUUGUAAUAAUCGGCUAUUUUAUAUAAUAUAGAUCAUGUAUGAAGACGUUUCAAUGAACACAUUAAAUAACUAAUAUCAAAGGACUAAAUCCUUGGUCGCAUAAUUAGUGAAUUUUACCAACUUCCAACAUUCAAUUCUUUUAUAAAAUAAUUUUUACUGUAGUUAUUUUACUUAAUUUCAAUUGUAUCUAGUGUUAAGAUAGAUAUAAUAUAGUUUUAGCA
Diorhabda carinulata is the source of this 2250-nucleotide messenger RNA. Its product is annotated as nucleolar protein 58. Bases 217 to 1890 code for a protein of 557 amino acids. Gene Ontology annotation, cellular component: small-subunit processome; box C/D methylation guide snoRNP complex. The transcript is spliced from 5 exons. Gene Ontology annotation, molecular function: snoRNA binding. NCBI's taxonomy places the organism in Eukaryota, Metazoa, Arthropoda, Insecta, Coleoptera, Chrysomelidae. The record is from RefSeq and is a predicted model, not a curated record.